Nezara viridula (southern green stink bug) is the source of this 633-nucleotide messenger RNA. The record is from the annotation of a GenBank genome assembly. NCBI's taxonomy places the organism in Eukaryota, Metazoa, Arthropoda, Insecta, Hemiptera, Pentatomidae.
AUGUCCACCGCUACAAAUGGAAAUGGCAAUUUGGUUGAUGAAUUUGAAGAAGCUUUCCAGUCCUGCCUUAGUGUUUUAACUAAGGAGGAAGCUUUAGCAACAAUGGAAAAAGAUGAAAUUAGAAUGGAGGUAGAUCAUUCAGUUUUACGUUUCAUUGAUCUUGCUAGACAAAUGGAAGCAUUCUUUCUACAGAAAAGGUUCUUACUUUCUGCAUUGAAACCAGAGCUUGUUGUAAGAGAGGAUACUAGUGAUCUUAGGAAUGAGCUAUCAAGAAAAGAAGAGCUGAUAAAGCGCCAUCAUGAGAAAAUAGCUAUUUGGCAGAACCUUCUAGGUCCACCAGCAGACCUUCAAACAUGGGCGAAGUCUCCUGCUCAGGGACCUGCUACACCAUCUGCACCUCCUGGGACACCACCACAAGUAAAUGUGGCGAUGAUGCAACAACAAAUACAACAGCAACAACAAAUUCAGCAAAUGCAAAUGCAACAGCAGAUGCAGCAGCAACUUCAACAACAGCAGGUUCAAGGAGGUAUGAAUCCUAGCAUGAUGAUGGGGCCUGGUAUGCUUCAUGGACCUUUGGCUUAUUUAGAAAAGACUACUUCGAAUAUUGGCGUUGGUGAAGGAGGGAGGAGGUGA